This is a messenger RNA of Leguminivora glycinivorella, 443 nucleotides long. RefSeq lists its product as uncharacterized. The record is from RefSeq and is a predicted model, not a curated record. Lineage: Eukaryota; Metazoa; Arthropoda; Insecta; Lepidoptera; Tortricidae. The transcript has 2 exons. The coding region runs from base 1 to 408 and encodes 135 amino acids.
AUGGCAGUUUUAGUGGCGCUGCUUGUGUUGCAUCUGCGUUCAGUGAGGGUAUUUCGUUGGGAGCAAUCUGUGUCUGGUGGAGUCUUAGUAACGUAUUUCAUUGUAGCUGCAGGAUUAGCUCUUUGUGCAGGAUCUGCUGAACGUAGAAUCAAGGGACUUCUAGUUCAAUGCUUCUUAUGUUGCACAGGGGCAUUUUUACUGAUCCUUAAUGCUAUAACUCUGUGGACUCGCUGGCGUGCUGCUGGGGAUCUGACUCAAGCUGUAGCAGACUUGCUUUCAGCCCUUGGCGUUCCAAUCAGGAAACAGAUGCUGGCUAAAAUUCUUCUUAGUACUGCAGCGGCCUGUAUCUUCAUAGCUGACUUGAUAUUGGUAAUACUGUACAAGGAACAUGUUCAAUUUGGAGGCUGAAUUUAACGGUCCGAUCAAUAAAGUGGUAAUACCAA